UUCGGAAACUCUGUUACCAUUCACCGACUUUGCAAUUUCAGCUAUGAAAUCUGCUCUCGCCAGAACCGGUUCCGUUCCGGUCAUCUCCCCGGCCGGAGCCCCUUCUCCCUCCUUCUCCAAUUACAGGCCAUUUCACAAGAGCUACGUUUCGUCCCCGAAGAUCUCCCUGCAUUUUGAGAUCAAUCACCGCAGGGGAGCGAAAUCGAGCGGUAUUCGAAGGGCUUCAUCGGAGAGUGACAUCGCGCGAUCGCUGCACCAGAUUUCGAAUCGAUAUGAUCAACUGGGUGGAGUCGGAUCUCGGUCCUUCCCUUCCGGAAUUCCCGAGGAUGAGUUUUUGAACGAAAGUCGAGACGCUGUUGCGGAGGAGUGGAUAAUUCAGGAGGACGAGGAUGAAUUUGACAUCUCUAAUUAUGCCGGUGAUUUCUCUGGAGGCGCUAUUUCGAUGAAGAACGCCGGUUUCUUCGGUUCCGGAAUCGGUAGCGGCGGCAAUAUUGUUACGGAUACAUUUUCCGGCGGAAGUAGCGACCGCAGUAAGAUCGGAGCGUACUACGAAGAGAUGUUGAAAUUGAACCCUAGCGAUUCUCUUUUACUGAGAAACUAUGGCAAAUUCUUGCACGAGGUGGAGAACGAUGCGGUACGAGCAGAGGAAUUCUAUGGCAGAGCAAUAUUGGCGAGUCCAGGAGACGGAGAAUUGUUGUCUCUGUACGGAAAAUUGGUAUGGGAGACUCAAAGAGACGAACAAAGAGCUAAAUCUUACUUCGAUCGCGCCGUCUACGCCUCCCCUGACGACUGUUCGGUGUUGGGAUCGUACGCCCAUUUCUUAUGGGAAGUUGAAGCAGAUGAGGAGGAGGAGGAGGAAGAAGAAGAAGCAGCAGCAGCAGAGAAGGCAGAGGUACCCCCGGCGGCUCUCGUAGCGGCAUUUUAGUCGAUCAAGCUGCCGGCAAACGAAACGAUGGUACGAAAUCGUCUUCACGAUCCACGAUUUUACCAAAAUAAGAAGAGAACUAACAAAAAGUGGCACGUGAUUUCUGCAUGUGCAUUCGAAAGAGGAGAUAAGAUUAAGCAAAAGCAUGGUCUGUCAGUAUUUUAUAUUAAAUUAAGACGUACUUUUUAUAUUGUUUUUGUUUUCUUAUGUAAAAGUGUAAAUUAGUUUGUCGAUGUUUGCUUCUAACUUAUCAUUGUAAAUCAAUUCCUAAUGAGUCCGGAUAAUAAGAAAAAAUAUGAGAAACUUUAGUCUACUUUUGGUCGAAGUUGCCUACUUUAAUCAGAAUUAAUUCAGAUGGACUGAUUAUUUUAGAUUUAAGUA
Momordica charantia (bitter melon) is the source of this 1306-nucleotide messenger RNA. RefSeq lists its product as uncharacterized. The record is from RefSeq and is a predicted model, not a curated record. Gene Ontology annotation, molecular function: protein binding. Lineage: Eukaryota; Viridiplantae; Streptophyta; Magnoliopsida; Cucurbitales; Cucurbitaceae.